ACGUUAGGAUUAGAUGAUAAUUAUUUAUUAUGCAGUUCAUGUCGAAAAAAAGCUUCAGAGUUAGUGAAGCAACAAACAAAUGCUCGUAAUGAUCCUAGUGCUGAUGUAAGUGACCGUGAAGACAACUAUAGUGACAAUAAUGACAACAAUGAUCAGGCUGAUAAUGAUAGUAAUACAACUGCCACGGAUCUCCCAUUAUCCUUAUCAUUCCGUUCCAUGUCAUUUGAUAGCGAACCCGAAGCAUCACAAUCAAGCUCAGGAUCCCAAGUUAGCGCUGCAACUCAAUUACCCGUAAUAAACCAUGCAUUAGAAUUGUUAAAUCAAUCACCGAUUCCAUCGAAGAAAUUGAAUGAUAAUCAAUUUUUGAACAAUAAAAUAAAUCGGGUAUCCGACAGCUUGAAAAAAGUUUUGCUUUCUUCUUCAGAUGAAGAAUCGAUUGAUGACGAUGGUGAAAAUUUUCGCUCUCUAAUUAAAAUGUUGUAUGAUAAAUUCAACGAUAAAGAAACUGAUAAGUCUUUGAAUAUACAAAUUUUAUACUAUUACCUGUAAAAUGGAGUGAGAGACGUAUUUGUGAAACUAUGAAUACAUCAAGACAUUUGUCAAGAGUAGCAAAAAAUUUGGUUGAAGAAACGGGUUUACUUUCUACACCUGAAUCGAAAUUAGGGAGGACAAUUACUGAUCAGGUAAAAUUAAAAGUUGAAAAUUUUUACAACGAUGAUGAGUAUAGUGCUCAAAUGCCCGGUAUGAAAGACUUUGUAUCAAUUCGAAGUGAUGAUGGUAAUCGGAUACACGUCCAAAAAAGACUUAUCCUGUCUAACUUAAAAGAAUUAUACCAAUGUUUCUGUGAAAUAAAUCCUGCUGAGAGAAUUGGAUUUUCAAAAUUCGCUUCUUUGCGACCAAAACAUUGUGUGUUAGCAGGGGCAAGUGGAACACACACCAUCUGCGUGUGUACGAUUCAUCAAAACGUGAAGUUAAUGAUGCUUGGUGCAAAUAUUUAUUCUUUGACAAGGAACACAGAAAAGCCCAUUAAACACUACAGCGAUUACUUGAGCAUGAUUAUAUGUGAAAAUCCAUCUUUUCAGUGUUAUUUAGGUGGAUGUAAAAACUGUCCUGGGGUCGAUGAGUUGAGUAAAAUUUUACUAAAAUGUUUUGAGGACCGGGAAAUCGAGAAUAUUACAUAUAAAUAUUGGAUAUCAAAACCGAGAAGUAGUUUAGAAACUAUUAUUAAGCCUACAGAAGAAUUUGUGGAAAAAUUUUGUAGUGAGUUAGAAAUUCUUCUACCUCAUUCGUUCAUUGCUAAGGAGCAAGCCCAAUUCUUGAAGACAUUGAAAGAAACAUUGAAACCAAACGAAUACGUUAUUAUUUGUGAUUUUGCAGAAAAUUAUGCCUUCGUAGUACAAAAUGCGGCAGCUGGUUUUCACUGGAAUAAUAAUCAGGCAACAGUUUUUCCAGUCGUUAUUUAUUAUAAAGUAAAUAACAAACUUGAACACAAAAGUUUAGUAAUUAUCUCAGAUUCUAACAAACAUGAUGCCGUUGUUGUUCAUGUUUUCAUCGAAAUAAUAACUGAUUACGUGAAAAGUCUUCCUGAACGUUGUAACAAGAUUUAUUAUUUUUCUGAUGGAGCUCCUCAACAAUUUAAAAACUUUAAAAACUUUGUAAAUUUAUAUUACCACGAAGAUGAUUUUGAUAUUCCUGCUGAAUGGCAUUUUUUUGCGACUGCCCAUGGGAAAGGUCCGUGUGAUGGAAUCGGUGGUAUUCUCAAACGACUUGCAGCGAGAGCAAGUCUCCAACUCGCGGUAGACAAACAAAUAACGACACCAGAAGAACUUUUUGAAUGGGCUUCUGCACCGGAUAACUUUGCCGAAUAUUAUAGUGAAGUUUUCCCCAGAAGAAGAUUAUGA
Molecule: messenger RNA, 1901 nt
Organism: Cotesia glomerata
Lineage: Eukaryota; Metazoa; Arthropoda; Insecta; Hymenoptera; Braconidae
Exons: 4
Coding region: 579-1901 (440 amino acids)
Source: RefSeq, a predicted model, not a curated record